Seriola dumerili (greater amberjack) is the source of this 855-nucleotide messenger RNA. It is a transcript of the gene sf3b5, whose product is annotated as splicing factor 3b subunit 5. NCBI's taxonomy places the organism in Eukaryota, Metazoa, Chordata, Actinopteri, Carangiformes, Carangidae. Gene Ontology annotation, biological process: mRNA splicing, via spliceosome. The record is from RefSeq and is a predicted model, not a curated record. Bases 133 to 393 code for a protein of 86 amino acids. The transcript has 2 exons. Gene Ontology annotation, cellular component: precatalytic spliceosome; U2 snRNP.
ACUGCCGGAAGUCAUCGCUGCAUUGCUUUGAGACGAAGUGUGGUCGGUCUGUUGAUUAUUUACAUCUUCUGCCUUUGUUUUUCAGCUCUUUACAUAUUAUCGAGGCCUCAGGGAUUCUCAUUCUCAGUGAGAAUGACAGACAGAUACAACAUCCACAGUCAACUGGAGCAUCUCCAGUCUAAGUACAUCGGCACAGGACACGCGGACACCAGCAAGUGGGAAUGGCUGGUGAACCAGCACCGAGACUCUUACUGCUCCUACAUGGGACAUUUUGACCUGCUCAACUACUUUUCUGUUGCUGAGAAUGAGAGCAAAGCGCGUGUCCGCUUUAACCUGAUGGAAAAGAUGCUCCAACCAUGUGGACCACCAGCAGACAAACCUGAUGAUGCUUAGAUUACACUGAAGGGCACAUGAUGUUUUUAUACUGGAGUUUGUUUUGUAGGAUUGGUUUUAUUUCUCAUGGACAUUCAACUUGAUUUUCUGCCAAACAUUUUCAAUUUUAUGUUCUUCUAAAAUUUCUGACCAUAAGUUAGGACUUCUGCUCCAUCCCUGCCAACUCUUCCAACUCUGACUGGAGGGUCUUCGUAUACAACAGAAUAUUUUUUGUUGUAUCUGGACCACUGAAAAAUAUUUCUUUCCCUGUACAGAUCUGCAGCUCUCAGGGAAGUUAGCUAUGAAGGUGAAAGAAAUGAGAGUAAGGAAGAGCUUCAAGACUUAAGGACCCAAGAGAAGAUAAUAGAAACGUGUACAAAGUAGUGUACUAUCAUUGUCAAGUAUUCGUAUUAACUGAUGGAGAUGUAUUCUUGAUUGAAACAUCUGUUUUGAUUUAAUUAAAAUGAUUUUUCUCUAUGUUGA